Centruroides sculpturatus (bark scorpion) is the source of this 1285-nucleotide messenger RNA. RefSeq lists its product as uncharacterized. The transcript has 2 exons. Bases 306 to 1160 code for a protein of 284 amino acids. The record is from RefSeq and is a predicted model, not a curated record. NCBI's taxonomy places the organism in Eukaryota, Metazoa, Arthropoda, Arachnida, Scorpiones, Buthidae. Gene Ontology annotation, molecular function: zinc ion binding; nucleic acid binding.
GCAACAUCACGUCCCCAACACACUGCUUUGGCCCCUGCUUCGGAUAAACGGGAGGCUCAAAUCAGGCUCCGUUUGAGUCAAUCGGCUGGUCGUUGAGUCAUUCUUGACCUCGGCUUGGAGUCAACUGAUCGAUGCAGAUCGGGCAAACACGUCAGACAAGAUGUGCUCUUCUUGACUGCAUUGUGAGGGUAUAGCUCCUGGGAAACCCUGAUGUGACAGUCUAUGGGAGUCUCCCAUGUGACGGCAUCCCCUUGUUGGGCUCCAUGGUGGGUGGGGUCACUAGGAGCUGAACUUUUUUGAACAAUAUGGAUUCUAAAAAUCUAAAACUCCAACAUAGUACAGAACAACAAAUAACAAAUGGCGGAAAACUUUUCAGCGAGCCUGCAUACUUGAUAAUACAUGCUACGGGAGAUAAACCACUGUCCAAAUGCUCUCCUUUUUUGAUUCAAAAGCUAUUUGAAUCUACCAUUGGGCACCUGAAAAAAAUACAAAAGUUGAGGUCUGGGGAUUUACUUAUAGAGACAGCGUCACCUCAACAAUCAGCAAGGCUUUUGACAACAAAAAGUCUCGGAGAAAUGGGAGUUCUGGUCACACCACAUGGAAGUCUAAACUCCUCACGUGGUGUGAUAUCUGAGUCAGACUUGAUGUCAGAAGACGAAUCAGAUCUAUUGACGGGCCUUUCGGAUCAAGUUGUCACUAAUGUCAGACGCAUCUCUAUUCAUCGAGACGGAAGGGUGAUACCUACUAAACACCUAAUUCUGACAUUUAACAAGCCGACAUUGCCAUCUGUAAUUACAGCAGGAUAUCUGUGUUGCCCAGUUCGACCAUACAUUCCAAACCCGCUGCGCUGCUUUAAAUGCCAGCGGUUUGGACAUUCACAGGCAUCUUACUGUGGCAAGAAUGUAUGUGCACAGUGUGGGGAUGAAGGUCACGAGAGUACCGAGUGUACUUGUACCCCAUGCUGUGUUAACUGCAAAGAUUCACAUCCUUCCUACUCCCGAAAAUGCCCUGCAUGGCAGAGAGAGAAAGAGAUUCAGCGCGUGAAAACAGUUAACAAUCUACCUUACCCAGAGGCACGAUGCAUGGUAACUUUAAAUGCACCAGUGAAACAGAAGACAUUUGCUGCUGUUCUGAAAUCCACAAAGACAUGUGGAGUUUAGACAGACAUUUCUGUUUCACCAAAUGAAUUUCUAACUCGCCACGAAAAAUGUUUGCUUAUACCAUCUACACAUACAGCAGAAAAGGAGAGCAAGAAGAACAAAACACCCCUACCUAAAACAGGGGU